Messenger RNA from Papilio polytes (common Mormon), 952 nucleotides. RefSeq names its product 60S ribosomal protein L6 (gene RpL6). The coding region runs from base 98 to 919 and encodes 273 amino acids. NCBI's taxonomy places the organism in Eukaryota, Metazoa, Arthropoda, Insecta, Lepidoptera, Papilionidae. Gene Ontology annotation, biological process: ribosomal large subunit assembly; cytoplasmic translation. The transcript has 6 exons. The record is from RefSeq and is a predicted model, not a curated record. Gene Ontology annotation, cellular component: ribosome; cytosolic large ribosomal subunit. Gene Ontology annotation, molecular function: RNA binding; structural constituent of ribosome.
AAUGUGAGUUGGUGUUGUUUUCGUUAUAAAUAAAUCCAAAGGAAUUGACUUGAAAUAAGUAAAGUUAUCGCAAUAAACGUAUAAAAUUAAAAAUCAAAUGGCUCCACCGAAGCCCAAGGAGGUGGCCAAGGCGCCCGCAGCGCCUGCUGGUGCAGUUGUAAAGAAGCGUAAAUUUGGCGUACCGAGGAAUUAUAAUUUGGGCAAUGGAGUUGUCCGUUUUUCCAAGACUAAAAUGUUCCACAAGAAGGCCAAGUACAAGUUCAUUGGCAAGAAAAACCCAAAGGCAGAAAAGCCCAAGAAGCCUACAGUGGUGGUUAAGACAAUCGGUGGUGAGAAGAAUGGUGGGACCCGAACAGUGCUUCUGAAACGCAGGAAGUCUUUCUACCCCACUCAAGACAAGAUCACCACUCGUUCCCACCAUAAGACGUUCAGCAAACAUGUGCGUCGCACCCGGCCGAGCCUGACCGUGGGUACGGUGUGCAUUCUGCUGGCUGGCCGGCACGCGGGCAAACGCGUCGUGCUCGUCGGAGUGCUACCCAGUGGUCUGCUGCUUAUCACUGGUCCUUUUGCUUUCAACUCAUGCCCGCUGCGCCGUGUCUCGCAGCGCUACGUGAUUGGCACAUCAACAAAGGUGGACCUUGGAAAGUUCAAGCUGCCCAAGCAUCUCAAUGAUGACUACUUCAAGAAGAACAAGAAGAGCACCAAGCGCAGCGUCAAGCGUAAGCAGGGCGAGGAUAUAUUUGCUAGCAAAAAGGAGAAAUACGUUCCCUCCGAGCAGAGGAAGACCGACCAGAAGUCUGUAGAUGAGGCAGUAAUAAAGGCAAUCGGUUUGCGCGCUGACAAGAAGCAGCUGCGCGGGUACUUGCGCGCCGCCUUCGGGCUGCGCUCCAGCCAGUACCCGCACAGGAUGUGCUUCUAGAUGUAGGCCGCAUUAUAUAUAAAUAUAACACAA